AUGGAACAAGAAGAUAAUCAGGGUGUGUGUGAACACCAGGACUCAGAAGACAAGGGGAUGGGCUCUGAUUUUGAGAACUCUGAGGACAGGGAAGAGGAACGAGAAGAAAGAGAAAUGGGCUCUAAUCUGCUGAAUGCAGACAAAAGAGAAGGCCACCUGGAGCAAGAGAUGUGCUCUAACCCACAGGAUGAAGCUCUAAGACGAAGCUUGGAAGAGAGGGAAGUAGUGCCCAACAUCUGCACAGAGGCACUGCUGAGUGAGGAAGAAGACGCUCAACCUGGUGGAGCUGACUUGGCGAUGUUUCCAGGACUGUCUGAGUCCGACAGCAUAUCCCGGACACCCCGGGAAGAGGAGGAGAGUGCCGGGGAGAACCAGCUGGAGGAGGAAGAGGAGCGGCCACCCGCUCCCGUACUUCCCUGGAGGAGGCACCUCUCCCUGGGGAGUCGGCACCGGAGUGACAAGCCUGCCCGCCGCCGCUUCCACCGGCUCCACCACCCCAUGGCCGUGGACCUCGGGGAGCUCGACAGCCUGGUGGCCAGCAUCAUGGACGCACCCACCAUCUGCCCCGACUGCGGGGAGAGCUUCAGCCCGGGCGCCGCCUUCCUGCAGCACCAGCGCAUUCACCGCCUGGCGGAGGCCGCCGCCGUGGCCAGCCUGGAGCCCUUCGGCUUCGCGGGCGAGUGCGGCGCGGUGGUGGGGAUGAUGGGGGUGGGCGUGGCGGGGGGCUUCGGGGCGGGGCCCGCGCUGGCCCGGCCCCCGCGCGAGAAGCCCUUCCGCUGCGGGGAGUGCGGCAAGGGCUUCAGCCGCAACACCUACCUGACCAACCACCUGCGCCUGCACACGGGCGAGCGGCCCAACCUGUGCGGCGACUGCGGCAAGAGCUUCAGCUGGCGCGCCGACCUGCUCAAGCACCGGCGCCUGCACACGGGCGAGAAGCCCUACCCGUGCCCCGAGUGCGGCGAGGCCUUCAGCCUCAGCUCGCACCUGCUGAGCCACCGGCGCGCGCACGCGGCGGCCAGCGGCGCGGGGGCGGCGGCGCUGCGGCCCUUCGCCUGCGGGGAGUGCGGCAAGGGCUUCGUGCGCCGCUCGCACCUGGCCAACCACCAGCGCAUCCACACGGGCGAGAAGCCGCACGGCUGCGGCGAGUGCGGCAAGCGCUUCAGCUGGCGCUCGGACCUGGUGAAGCACCAGCGCGUGCACACGGGCGAGAAGCCCUACAUGUGCUCCGAGUGCGGCGAGACCUUCAGCGUGAGCUCGCACCUCUUCACGCACAAGCGCACGCACUCGGGCGAGCGGCCCUACGUGUGCCGCGAGUGCGGCAAGGGCUUCGGGCGCAACUCGCACCUCGUGAACCACUUGCGCGUGCACACGGGCGAGAAGCCCUUCCGCUGCGGCCAGUGCGAGAAGCGCUUCAGCGACUUCUCCACGCUCACGCAGCACCAGCGCACGCACACGGGCGAGAAGCCCUACACGUGCAUCGAGUGCGGCAAGAGCUUCAUCCAGAGCUCGCACCUCAUCCGCCACCGCCGCAUCCACACCGGCAACAAGCCUCACAAGUGCGCCGGCUGCGGCAAAGGCUUCCGCUACAAAACGCACCUCGCGCAGCACCAGAAGCUGCACCUGUGCUAG
Molecule: messenger RNA, 1629 nt
Organism: Cynocephalus volans (Philippine flying lemur)
Lineage: Eukaryota; Metazoa; Chordata; Mammalia; Dermoptera; Cynocephalidae
Gene: ZNF697
Product: zinc finger protein 697
Exons: 2
Coding region: 1-1629 (542 amino acids)
Source: RefSeq, a predicted model, not a curated record